Messenger RNA from Salvia miltiorrhiza (redroot sage), 1145 nucleotides. Its product is annotated as 40S ribosomal protein S3-3. The record is from RefSeq and is a predicted model, not a curated record. The transcript has 6 exons. The coding region runs from base 276 to 974 and encodes 232 amino acids. Lineage: Eukaryota; Viridiplantae; Streptophyta; Magnoliopsida; Lamiales; Lamiaceae. Gene Ontology annotation, biological process: translation. Gene Ontology annotation, cellular component: cytosolic small ribosomal subunit; nucleus. Gene Ontology annotation, molecular function: structural constituent of ribosome; RNA binding.
AUCUAUUGGCAUGUAGCGACCAAAAACUUGAUAAGGCUUAACUUGUUAGGGAAAGCCCAAUUUGUUCUUGUCUAUAUGUUUAUGCGAAUUAGCCCAAUUUAAAUGUAUGCAGGAAAGCCCAAAGUUGGGUAACUCAGAACUCAUAUAAGCAAUUGGAUUGAGUUUCCAGCCAUCAUAUAAAUAACAAUUAACACUCAAACCCUAAUCUCCAUCUAGGGCUUGCACAUUCUCGCGGAACAGCAAAUUCUCAGAUCUUCUCUUCUCUAACCGUAAACAUGGCGACUCAGAUGAGCAAGAAGCGAAAGUUUGUGGCUGAUGGAGUGUUCUUCGCGGAGUUGAACGAGGUGCUCACUCGUGAGCUGGCGGAGGACGGCUACUCCGGCGUUGAGGUUAGGGUUACUCCAAUGAGGACUGAGAUCAUCAUUCGCGCUACCCGCACCCAAAACGUUCUAGGAGAGAAGGGGAGGAGGAUAAGGGAGCUCACCUCGGUGGUGCAGAAGAGGUUUAAGUUUCCGGAAAACAGCGUGGAGUUGUACGCUGAGAAGGUUAACAACAGAGGGCUUUGCGCCAUUGCCCAGGCCGAAUCCCUUCGCUACAAACUCCUUGGCGGUCUUGCUGUCAGGCGUGCAUGCUAUGGAGUUUUGAGAUUUGUUAUGGAGAAUGGAGCAAAGGGUUGUGAGGUCAUAGUUAGUGGGAAACUUAGGGCUCAGCGGGCCAAGUCCAUGAAAUUCAAGGAUGGGUACAUGAUUUCUUCUGGUCAACCAGUGAAGGAAUACAUAGACUCUGCUGUUAGACAUGUUCUGCUCAGACAGGGAGUACUUGGUAUCAAGGUCAAGAUCAUGCUUGACUGGGAUCCCAAGGGAAAGCUUGGCCCGGUCACUCCUCUUCCUGAUAUCGUCACGAUUCACCCUCCCAAGGAAGAAGAAGCUUUCCGGCCAACUUUGGUGCCAACUGAGGUUGAGGUGCAAGUGUAGAGGGCAUUCAGAGAUUUGGACAAGUUUGUUUUAUGUUUUUUGAGUGUCUUUGCAUAUCCUUUUGACAGAAGAGAACAGUGAGCAUCGAAGCCAAUUUUUGGAUCUUGUUAUAACAAUUUUGUUAUGUUGAACUAAUUGUUUGUUAUGAGAGAUCUAUCUAUCUUAUCCUUA